This is a messenger RNA of Microdochium trichocladiopsis, 1644 nucleotides long. RefSeq names its product major facilitator superfamily domain-containing protein. Bases 1 to 1644 code for a protein of 547 amino acids. Gene Ontology annotation, biological process: biotin import across plasma membrane. The transcript has a single exon. Gene Ontology annotation, molecular function: dethiobiotin transmembrane transporter activity; biotin transmembrane transporter activity; solute:proton symporter activity. The record is from RefSeq and is a predicted model, not a curated record. Gene Ontology annotation, cellular component: membrane. Lineage: Eukaryota; Fungi; Ascomycota; Sordariomycetes; Xylariales; Microdochiaceae.
AUGGCCGCCACCAUUGCCGAGUCUCGGCACGCGGCAGGUCUCCAGACAGAUGUUGUCGCCGACACAGAGGCUGGCGCCACCGGAACGGCGACCCGGCCAGAGGGGGAUGCGGCGGCGGCGGUCGAGUACGAUGUUGCGCGGGUCGAAAAGGUGUACCGCAAGAUCGACAUGCGCAUCAUCCCUGCGUUCUGGGUGCUGUACUUUCUGUGCUCGGCGAUCCGGUCCAACAUUGGGCUGGCGCAGACGAUGAACGCCAACGUGGGCCACGAUCUCAUGUCGGUCAUGCACCUAAGCGCGCAGGACGUCUCGACCGCGCUCGCCCUCUUCUAUGUCGCCUACGUCCUCUUCGACCUACCCUCGAACCUCGUCAUGGCCAAGCUCAGCCCUCGCGCCUGGAUGGCCCGCAUCGUCUUCGCCGUCGGCGUCGUCGGCGCCUGCUUCGCCGCCGUCAAGGACCCCUGGAGCGUCAAGCUCCUCCGCUUCAUCCUCGGCGUCGUCAUUGCCGGCAUGUGGCCUGGCAUGUCGUACUAUCUAACCCUCUUCUACCCGCCCUCGCGUACCGGGAAGCGCAUCGGCUACUACUUCACUGCCGCCCAGGUCUCGGCGGCGGCCGUCGGUCUCGUCUCGGCGGGGUUCCAGCUCAUGGACGGCCUGGGCGGGCUCGUCGGGUUCCAGUGGAUGUUCCUGCUGUACGGCCUAGUCGCCAUCGUUCUCGGUGUCGUCUUGCUGUGGUGGCUCCCGGACAGACCGCUUCCGCCGGGCGAGAAGAGAGUGCGGACGGGCCUGUUCAAGUUCCUCCCACCAACACCCGAGGUCCUCACGGGCGAGGACGCCGCCAUCCACUACGCCGACCUGAGGCGCGUAUAUCACCCGAGACCCUGGAACAUGCGCGAUCUGGGCCGCGUACUCGCAGACUGGCGGCUGUGGCCCCUGACGCUCAUGUACUUUGGCGUUGUCGGCGUCGGCAUCGGAACCCAGCUCUAUGGCACCGUCAUCAUCUCGUCCAUCAAUCCCAAUUUCACCGGCGUCCAGCUCAGCCUUCUCUUCGCUCCGAUCUGGAUCAUGGACCUGAUUGCCAUCCUCCUCGUCACUCCGAUCGCCGACCGCUUCCACCAGUACCGGCCUUUCUUCUUCUCGGCUGCCGUCUGCAUCCAGAUUGCUGGUCUUUUGGUGGUGACCUUCGCCCCGACCUCGAACCCUUGGGCCAGAUAUGGCGGCCUUCUCAUGGUCGGCUUUGGCCUGGGCCCAACGGUCCCUACCUGCAUGGUCUGGUCCAACGAGAUCUUCCAGCGGCGCCACGGCGAGGUGGGCGUGGCUGCCGCCUCUGCUCUGGUAUCUGGCCUGGGCAACCUUGGGAGCAUCACGACUACUUAUGCUCUGUAUCGGGGAUGGCCCGCGGACUCUGCCCCUGGUCCGUACCAGUAUCGCAAGAGCAACUAUGUCAUGAUCGGGAUCCUGGCCGUCAGCAUCUUGAGUAGCUUCGUCAUGUGGAUUGCGCUCCGCAUCUUCGGGAACGAGCCGAGCCGCAAGACUGCCACCAAUAACAACGACGGAUUCGACAGCGACGAGUUCCAGGACGGCGCGGCUCGCCGUGAGCGUGAGCAGCGUGGGUUCAGUGGGAUGUGGUGGAACAAGCGGUCGUAA